GCAGUAGAGCCGCGUACGGCCCGGGUCAGCGCCCGCCCGCCCGCGCUCCUCCCGGCCGCUCCUCCCGCCCCGCCCGGCCCGGCGCCGACUCUGCGGCCGCCCGACGAGCCCCUCGCGGCACUGCCCCGGCCCCGGCCCCGGCCCCGGCCCCCUCCCGCCGCACCGCCCCCGGCCCGGCCCUCCGCCCUCCGCACUCCCGCCUCCCUCCCUCCGCCCGCUCCCGCGCCCUCCUCCCUCCCGCCUCCCCAGCUGUCCCGUUCGCGUCAUGCCGAGCCUCCCGGCCCCGCCGGCCCCGCUGCUGCUCCUCGGGCUGCUGCUGCUCGGCUCCCGGCCGGCCCGCGGCGCCGGCCCCGAGCCCCCCGUGCUGCCCAUCCGUUCUGAGAAGGAGCCGCUGCCCGUUCGGGGAGCGGCAGGCUGCUCCUUCGGCGGGAAGGUCUAUGCCUUGGACGAGACGUGGCACCCGGACCUAGGGGAGCCCUUCGGGGUGAUGCGCUGCGUGCUGUGCGCCUGUGAGGCGCCUCAGUGGGGUCGCCGUACCAGGGACCCUGGCAGGGUCAGCUGCAAGAACAUCAAACCAGAGUGCCCAACCCCAGCCUGUGGGCAGCCGCGCCAGCUGCCGGGACACUGCUGCCAGACCUGCCCCCAGGAGCGCAGCAGUUCGGAGCGGCAGCCGAGCGGCCUGUCCUUCGAGUAUCCGCGGGACCCGGAGCAUCGCAGUUAUAGCGACCGCGGGGAGCCAGGCGCUGAGGAGCGGGCCCGUGGUGACGGCCACACGGACUUCGUGGCGCUGCUGACAGGGCCGAGGUCGCAGGCGGUGGCACGAGCCCGAGUCUCGCUGCUGCGCUCUAGCCUCCGCUUCUCUAUCUCCUACAGGCGGCUGGACCGCCCUACCAGGGUCCGCUUCUCAGACUCCAAUGGCAGUGUCCUGUUUGAGCACCCUGCAGCCCCCACCCAAGAUGGCCUGGUCUGUGGGGUGUGGCGGGCAGUGCCUCGGUUGUCUCUGCGGCUCCUUAGGGCAGAACAGCUGCAUGUGGCACUUGUGACACUCACUCACCCUUCAGGGGAGGUCUGGGGGCCUCUCAUCCGGCACCGGGCCCUGGCUGCAGAGACCUUCAGUGCCAUCCUGACUCUAGAAGGCCCCCCACAGCAGGGCGUAGGGGGCAUCACCCUGCUCACUCUCAGUGACACAGAGGACUCCUUGCAUUUUUUGCUGCUCUUCCGAGGGCUGCUGGAACCCAGGAGUGGGGGACUAACCCAGGUUCCCUUGAGGCUCCAGAUUCUACACCAGGGGCAGCUACUGCGAGAACUUCAGGCCAAUGUCUCAGCCCAGGAACCAGGCUUUGCUGAGGUGCUGCCCAACCUGACAGUCCAGGAGAUGGACUGGCUGGUGCUGGGGGAGCUGCAGAUGGCCCUGGAGUUGGCAGGCAGGCCAGGGCUGCGCAUCAGUGGACACAUUGCUGCCAGGAAGAGCUGCGAUGUCCUGCAAAGUGUCCUUUGUGGGGCUGAUGCCCUGAUCCCAGUCCAGACGGGUGCUGCCGGCUCAGCCAGCCUCACGCUGCUAGGAAAUGGCUCCCUGAUCUAUCAGGUGCAAGUGGUAGGGACAAGCAGUGAGGUGGUGGCCAUGACACUGGAGACCAAGCCUCAGCGGAGGGAUCAGCGCACUGUCCUGUGCCACAUGGCUGGACUCCAGCCAGGAGGACACACGGCCGUGGGUAUCUGCCCUGGGCUGGGUGCCCGAGGGGCUCAUAUGCUGCUGCAGAAUGAGCUCUUCCUGAACGUGGGCACCAAGGACUUCCCAGACGGAGAGCUUCGGGGGCACGUGGCUGCCCUGCCCUACUGUGGGCAUAGUGCCCGCCAUGACACGCUGCCCGUGCCCCUAGCAGGAGCCCUGGUGCUACCCCCUGUGAAGAGCCAAGCAGCAGGGCACGCCUGGCUUUCCUUGGAUACCCACUGUCACCUGCACUAUGAAGUGCUGCUGGCUGGGCUUGGUGGCUCAGAACAAGGCACUGUCACUGCCCACCUCCUUGGGCCUCCUGGAACGCCAGGGCCUCGGCGGCUGCUGAAGGGAUUCUAUGGCUCAGAGGCCCAGGGUGUGGUGAAGGACCUGGAGCCGGAGCUGCUGCGGCACCUGGCAAAAGGCAUGGCCUCCCUGCUGAUCACCACCAAGGGUAGCCCCAGAGGGGAGCUCCGAGGGCAGGUGCACAUAGCCAACCAAUGUGAGGUUGGCGGACUGCGCCUGGAGGCGGCCGGGGCCGAGGGGGUGCGGGCGCUGGGGGCUCCGGAUACAGCCGCUGCUGCACCGCCUGUGGUGCGUGGUCUCCCGGCCCUAGCGCCCGCCAAACCUGGUGGUCCUGGGCGGCCCCGAGACCCCAACACAUGCUUCUUCGAGGGGCAGCAGCGCCCCCACGGGGCUCGCUGGGCGCCCAACUACGACCCGCUCUGCUCACUCUGCACCUGCCAGAGACGAACGGUGAUCUGUGACCCGGUGGUGUGCCCACCGCCCAGCUGCCCACACCCGGUGCAGGCUCCCGACCAGUGCUGCCCUGUUUGCCCUGAGAAACAAGAUGUCAGAGACUUGCCAGGGCUGCCAAGGAGCCGGGACCCAGGAGAGGGCUGCUAUUUUGAUGGUGACCGGAGCUGGCGGGCAGCGGGUACGCGGUGGCACCCCGUUGUGCCCCCCUUUGGCUUAAUUAAGUGUGCUGUCUGCACCUGCAAGGGGGGCACUGGAGAGGUGCACUGUGAGAAGGUGCAGUGUCCCCGGCUGGCCUGUGCCCAGCCUGUGCGUGUCAACCCCACCGACUGCUGCAAACAGUGUCCAGUGGGGUCGGGGGCCCACCCCCAGCUGGGGGACCCCAUGCAGGCUGAUGGGCCCCGGGGCUGCCGUUUUGCUGGGCAGUGGUUCCCAGAGAGUCAGAGCUGGCACCCCUCAGUGCCCCCUUUUGGAGAGAUGAGCUGUAUCACCUGCCGAUGUGGGGCAGGGGUGCCUCACUGUGAGCGGGAUGACUGUUCACUGCCACUGUCCUGCGGCUCGGGGAAGGAGAGUCGAUGCUGUUCCCGCUGCACGGCCCACCGGCGGCCAGCCCCAGAGACCAGAACUGAUCCAGAGCUGGAGAAAGAAGCCGAAGGCUCUUAGGGAGCAGCCAGAGGGCCACAUGACCAAGAGGAUGGGGCCUGAGCUGGGGAAGGGGUGGCAUCGAGGACCUUCUUGCAUUCUCCUGUGGGAAGCCCAGUGCCUUUGCUCCUCUGUCCUGCCUCUACUCCCACCCCCACUACCUCUGGGAACCACAGCUCCACAAGGGGGAGAGGCAGCUGGGCCAGACCGAGGUCACAGCCACUCCAAGUCCUGCCCUGCCACCCUCGGCCUCUGUCCUGGAAGCCCCACCCCUUUCCUCCUGUACAUAAUGUCACUGGCUUGUUGGGAUUUUUAAUUUAUCUUCACUCAGCACCAAGGGCCCCCGACACUCCACUCCUGCUGCCCCUGAGCUGAGCAGAGUCAUUAUUGGAGAGUUUUGUAUUUAUUAAAACAUUUCUUUUUCAGUC
Messenger RNA from Pan troglodytes (chimpanzee), 3540 nucleotides. It is a transcript of the gene CHRD, whose product is annotated as chordin. The transcript has 23 exons. The record is from RefSeq and is a predicted model, not a curated record. Gene Ontology annotation, biological process: multicellular organism development; dorsal/ventral pattern formation; negative regulation of BMP signaling pathway. The coding region runs from base 266 to 3133 and encodes 955 amino acids. NCBI's taxonomy places the organism in Eukaryota, Metazoa, Chordata, Mammalia, Primates, Hominidae. Gene Ontology annotation, molecular function: BMP binding.